AAUUUGUCAGCGAUGGAACGUCGGUGGCAGAGGUGCGGCGGCGUGUCCAGUGAUAAACUGGAUGUCAAUUAGCGGAGAACUUUCACCGGUGAGCAGCUACACCCAGCACAAGAUUUUGUGCCUUUUGCCUGUUACCGAAGAUAAAAGAUGGAGUGGCGCCAGCAGACCAGUGUCAGCUGUGAAGAUGCGUUCAGCGAGGCUCAGCGUUGGAUUGAGGAAGUGACUGGAAAAUCAUUUGGUUGCAACGACUUCCGUGCUGCCUUAGAGAAUGGUGUCCUGCUUUGCGACUUGAUCAACAAGUUGAAACCUGGCAUCAUUAAGAGAGUAAACAGGCUUUCUACCCCCAUUGCUGGCCUUGAUAAUGUGAGUGUAUUCCUGAAAGCCUGUAGCAAACUGGGACUGAAUGUGUCACAGCUGUUUCAUCCAGGAGACCUGCAGGACUUGUCCACUCGUGCAACACUCAGGCGAGAUGAAAGCAACAGAAGACUCAAAAAUGUUCUGAUCACAAUCUACUGGUUGGGUCGCAAGGCUCACCUGGACACAUUCUACAGUGGUCCUCUGCUUAACUUCAAGGCCUUUGAAGGACUGUUAGGGUUGGCCUUGUCAAAGUCUCUAGAUGAGGGCAGUAAUGUGUGCGUGAAAGACAGCAAUUACGGGGAGGGCUGCUACCCAGAGAGGGACGAAUGUCAGAGCAGGGGACCGAGCUAUAAGAUGGCAAACACGGGGCACAGCAUGGAUUCUCUGGACUCCCGAGCCCUCCGCUCAAACAGUGAAGGUUGUGGAAGUGACGCGGAAGCUGAGCAGGUGUUCAAGAUGGAGAGCAUGCAGCCCCCAACCCAGCAAAACAAAGGUUAUAUCCCACCGCCACUCCUACGGAGAAAACAAGGCCAGAACGAGAAUGGACAGGGCUGCGCUAGUCCACUUCCCAGAGCAUAUCAAAUCCAGGUCAGACCUGAGAGACCAGUUCAGGUCAACCCUGGUUGGAUUUGGAGCAAAUCACUCAGUGACAUUCCGAUGGUAUACCCUGUGCGUAAAGUUCCUGAUGGGAACACCAAUUAUGACGUGGGGCAGGACGCUGGCAUGGCACAGGAGUGGAAUCAAGAAAACAAAAGGAGGUGUAGCGUUGCCCCCAAGGACAGUGAAGCUCAGUGGCAGGAUGACUUGACAAAGUGGAAGAACCGUCGCAGGAGUACCAAGUCUGACCUCCGCAGGAAGUCGCAAGACAGAGAGCAUGUCAUUACCAAGAUGAUCAAUGGUGCUGUGACUAAUUUUGAAAAGAAUGAAGCAGGCGGACUGCUAAAGAGAGACCAGCAGUCACCACGGAGGCAUAAUCCAGCCCCCCGUCCUUACUCCACGUCUCCUCCAUCUAAAUCAACAAGCUCUGAUCUCCGGCCACGUACUCGAGCUUUACUGGCCCGCAGCUACGCCACUGAGGCACAUUUCAGCCCCACAACUCCACUUAGCCCACAUAUCCCAGCCCACUCUCAGGGAUUAUCAGUUGGAGUCAAGCCAGCCUCUGAUGGGAACAUCUUGGGUGAGGAGACCCACUUGGCUUCCCUGGCUUCAGAUGGAGCAGGAGUUGCCACGCCUUCUCUGGACUACCCUUUCAGCUCCCAGACCCAAGUCAAAGCUCAAAUCUCCAGUCUGAUCACAACUGUACAGCCAAACGAGACCAAAAAAUCAGCCACCACCAGUGAUCCCACUGCAUCUACGUCAAGUCACAAGGAACUUCCAUUCUGCAUUGAUCAGGCAGGAGAUGAUGCUCUGGAGGAGCACCAGAACCACAAGUCCCAGGAAGAGAGCCAGAAGACCUCUUGGAAACCAGCUGUGGAGCAAGGCAGAGGCCAGCAGGCUUCAGGCUACAAGUACUUGUCCAGAACUGGGUCGUGGUCUGGCUCAGCCAGCCUUCCUCGUGGUUACCGGAGGUCCGAGGGCUCAUCCCGUCUCUCUGCUGCAAUCACAGCCAGACCCUUCGGGACCAAGCAGUUCAGGGUGUCUUCACUGCCGAGGCUGUGCAAUGUGGACGACAACCAGGGUCUGCUGUUGAAAAGUGACAAAGAGGAAUCCCUUUCUCCAUUCCCCGAAUCAAAGCAGAAUGGUACAGAACAGGGGGAGGAGGUGAAAGGUGGCACUCUUUCCAGCCAGACCUCACUUCAGAUCAAUGGCUGUCAUCAGCCCUACACCCAAACCCAGCUACUGCCGCAACCUUAUUCAAACCAGCAGGCCCACCACAACAAAAGCUCGACUUUCACCUCUGAUGCGAGCAUUGACCGCCCAAAGGUGGAUCACAGUGACAUGAGAGUGAGCCUUACUCUUAAACCCAGCAGUAGACUAGACUUUGGUUUCCAGACUCGCUGGGGCUCCGCAGGGGUGACAGUCAAAUCCAUUCAACCUGGCAGUCCAGCAGAGCUUUGCCAGCUGCGUGUGGACGAUGAGAUUGUGGCGGUUAAUGGAGUAGCGGUGGCACACAUGAACUACAGCCAGUGGAAGGAUAAAAUUACAUCUUCCCUUCAAACCGGCAGUCUGACCAUGGACAUUCGGCGCUAUGGCAACAAGGAUUGGAGCACCAGUGAGGGGAUUCAGCACAACCAGCCAGGCCAGAGCAGGAUGACCCUCAAUCUGACUGCCGCAGUGCCCGUUCUGAUAGGUUGCGCUGAUCACCAUGCCAACAGUGGUCCCUCUACAGAAACCACAGUCAGAAAUGUGUCCAAAUUCAAUGGGCAGACAGACAAUGUUGUACAAGGUAAAGUCAUGCCUGGAGCGCUUGCUGACAACCACAGGACAGCCAGAAGUAAAGAUAAUAAUAAUAUUAUUAAGAAAAAUCAGACAAGGAGGGCUGAAUUUUUCAAACACAAAGGAGGUUCAGAAUCUGCAAUAUCUGAUCUCCAGGUGCCAUCCCUCAGCCCCUCCUCAUCCAGCUGGUCGUGGGACCGUGAGGAGGAUCGAAGGCGGCAGGAGAAGUGGCAGGAAGAACAAGAGCGCCUCCUACAGGAGCAAUACCAGCGGGAUCAGGAGAGGCUGGAGGCAGAGUGGCAGAGGGCACAACAAGAUGCGGUGGGGGAGUUAUGCAGGAAGUCAGUGCAGAACACCUCUGUGCUGACCAAUGGUGGUGAGGGCCCUGCCAGUACCCGGUUCCAUGUGAAUGGAUUGAUUAACAAAACUAGAGCAAAGGAGCAGAGACCUGACAGAGAUGAGCUUAAGGAAGUGGGACUAAAAUCUGAAAGUAAUGCACAAGGAGUGCAGAAUGACAAGAUUUCUGAACAGGCCUGGGCUGAGGACUCCUGUGGCUUUGCUCAGCUGUCUUCUACACACAGGGCAAAAUCCUUGUCUACCCCAGCAUUAGCUGGCCCCCACAAACAGAUUAGAGGUGAUGAGAGGAGAAGAAAAGGACAAUCUGUGUCUAAGGUUGAGCAUGAAAGGCAGCAGAUUUUGGAGGAGAUGAAGAAAAGGACUCAGCUUCUGACCGACAACAGCUGGAUACGUCAGCGCAGCAGCAGCUUUUACAAGGAACCGAUCUAUGCUGGGGUUCCUCUGAAGAGGCAUGAGUCUCUAGAUGACCUGGAUACUUUGCGUCAGUCCCCAACCUCAACUACUCCAUUCAGUUACCCUCGUCCACACUCAGCUGCGGCAGGUUACUGUGCUCCAAGCAGGAACUCCUCCUCCCGCUACAGCACUGGAUCAAUAUUAUCCCAGAGAAAUACAUCCAUGGACUCUCACCAGGGCGGGAUGGUCAGUGGCAGGAGGACUUGCUGUGUGUGUGAACGUGCCCUGGGUAGUGGGGCAGCCAUGGUCAUAGAGGCCCUAAGUCUCUGCUUCCACCUCGCCUGUUUCCAGUGUGUGGGCUGCCAUCGACGUCUCGGAGGAACUGAGACUGGAGUCCAGGUUCAAAUCCGAAAAAGGAAGCCCUACUGUGAGCCCUGCUAUUUCCAACUCAAGUCCUCUGGUGCCCCCCCCAUGUGACCAACAUGCCGUACUCCAGAUUACAGAGUAAGCAGCUGAAUCACGGGGACUUCCUGUUGGAUAAAACUAGAAAAACACUGUGGAAACAUCAUCCACACAGCCAAGCCAUGACUGUUGUGUCCUACAGUAGUUGUUGGUAAAACUGUUAACUCUAUGAUUUGAUUAAAAAUUUUGACAAUUUGUAGAUCUAUAGGUAACGUAGACUCUUGAUGGCUUUUUUUUUUUUUUUUUUUAAUCAAAUAUGAGUUUCUGUCCUUUUUUUCCUGCUGAUUUGUUUCCAAGAAAAUUUCAAUUUAAUAUAUGAAAUAAAGUAAUGAUGAGAAUUAUUGGUGCUUUUAUCUUAAUUUUGGUGUUGCUCUUUGUUUCAUAUUUCUUGUCAAUGUAACUGAACUAUGGAGACGCAUGUUAAGUUGUACUGAAGCACUUUUCUGUUCUGUUGUAAUCUCACCAAGUGCACUUUGGGAGAAAUCAUGUGAAAAUGGGCAUCUUAACUGAAAUGUUUUUUCAAAAUAAAGUGCACUGAACAUAAUCGGAAGGGUUUUAUUUGUUAUUCAUGUUUAUACCACACGGUGGCAUCAUUGGUCUCAUAGUAAAAGAGAAAUUUAAAUGUAAGACUGGAGGUAGAAAUGACAUUAUUUGAAUAUGCCCAAAUUAUUUGAGAUCAAACAAUUUGAGCAGUGAUGCCUUGUUAAAUCCUUUGUGUACAAAAUGACUUGUAUUUUUGAUAUUUUGACACUGAAACAAAAAUACAAGUGCUUGCCAGUGUGUACUUGUGUAACUUUAGCGGAUUCCAAUGGCAUCUAGUUAUAGGGAAUCCACUUACUAUGCAAGAAUUAACCGCCACUACAAAGAUGCAGCACAUUCUACAUGAGAUGCUUUAUGCUGUGAAAGACUACAACUUUUUGUUAAUCUUCUAGUCUGUUGUGUAAUGCAACAUUUCAUCUGUGUAUCAACAUUUCUUGGAACUAAAAUUGGACUAAAUGCUGUGCUUGUUUGCUCUUGUGUAGUAAGGUAUGUGGGUAAUGAACUGUAAGUCCACCCGUGAAGUUAAUCAGUAUGUAUGUAUUUUGGUAUUCUGGUUUAUCUGGUAAGUUUAAAAAAUACACCUCAAAUUGAAAUGGAGGUAUUUAAUUCUGUUAUGAUUUCUUAUCUGUGCCAGUGAACCCCAGCACCAAUAAAUUUCUUUUUUGAAA
Molecule: messenger RNA, 5153 nt
Organism: Micropterus salmoides (largemouth bass)
Lineage: Eukaryota; Metazoa; Chordata; Actinopteri; Centrarchiformes; Centrarchidae
Gene: lmo7b
Product: LIM domain 7b
Exons: 31
Coding region: 148-3960 (1270 amino acids)
Biological process (GO): actomyosin structure organization; regulation of cell adhesion; regulation of signaling
Molecular function (GO): actin binding
Source: RefSeq, a predicted model, not a curated record